CACCAUUUACAAGGAAAAACAAGUCAAAAUACCAUAUAUAUUCUAACUAGUUAUCACCACUCCACCAAGAAAUUCAAUCAACUUCCAAAACUUGCAGUGAAAUAAAACCAUAAUUUAAACAAAUAAGCCGGCCAAGAACAGCUAAUCCUUCUGGCCGACUUUGUCAAUCCCACCACCCCAAUAUCUUUCUGAUCUUCAACCGUAUCAUCCCCUCCUCUCUACAAAACGUUCUUGAUCAUCUCAUCUGAUUCUCCCAUUGUUUCGACCCUCAUCCAACUAAGAGCACUAAGGUUUUCAUGGAUCGUAGUACUCCUUCUUGGUUCAUCACCCUCUUGAUGCUGUCAUUAUGUGCAAUCCCAGCAUCAUCGCAGGACGACACGGCCUAUGCCAAAUCCCUCCUCAAGUUCAAAGAAUCUCUGACUAAUGUUACCAUGCUCGAUAACUGGAGAGAACCGGUCCAGAAGUUGUGUUCUUGGAACACCCCUGUUUGGAAUGGCUGCUUGUGUGUGAAUGAUUCUUUUUGGGGACUAAAGCUUGAAGGGAUGGGGCUAGGAGGAAAACUCGACGUUGACUCACUAUCAGAACUGCCGCUUCGCAGCCUAAGUGUUAUGAACAACAACUUUUCAGGGCCAUUUCCAAGUAACAUAAACAAGCUUGGAAAGCUGAGAGGUCUGUUCUUGGCUAAUAAUAACUUCAGUGGUGAGAUUCCUGAUGAUGCCUUUUCAGGGAUGAGGGCUAUGACAAAAGUGGUGUUGGGAGAUAACUCUUUUAUGGGGAAAAUUCCUAUGUCUUUGUUGGGAUUGCCUAGGCUGGUGGACUUGCAGCUUCAGGAUAAUCAGUUUAACGGGCGCAUACCGGACUUUUGGCAGGCGGAUUUGAAAGUGAAUUUCUCUAACAACAAGCUCGAGGGGGCGAUACCAAACACACUCAGAGACCAGAAUGCAAGCUCAUUUUCUGGAAAUCUUAACCUAUGUGGUGAGCCACUGGAUCCAUGCAAAAGAAAGAAUUCGACCAAGAAAAUCGCGAUCAUCAUAGCUGCUGUGGUGGUAUUGGCAUUAGCAGCCUUCAUAGUACUCUUCGUCUUCUACCGUAGGCGCCAAAAGCCUCUAAAACAUGAAAAAUCAGUUGACCAUCUCCAAACAGAAGAGCCAAACAAGGGUACCGUAACUUACAAGAACAGUGAACAUGGAAAACUGUACUUUGUGAGAAAUGACACGCAGAAAUUUGAGUUGGAAGAGCUGCUAAGGGCAUCUGCUGAAGUCUUGGGAAGUGGAAGCUUCGGCUCUUCUUACAAGGCCGUACUUUUCACCGGCCAGACGUACGUCGUGAGGCGGUUCAGAAACAUGAGCAAUGUUGGAAAAGAAGAAUUCUAUGAGCACAUGAGACGGCUGGGGAGGCUAACGCACCGUAAUCUACUGCCUCUUAUAGCUUUCUAUUACAGGAAAGAAGAAAAGCUCCUGAUCACUGAUUUUGUUGAAAACGGCAGCCUGGCUAGUCUGCUUCAUGGCAAAAGAACUCCUAACCAACCACUGCUCGACUGGCCGAUGCGCUUAAGAAUCAUCAAGGGUGUUGCAAGGGGAUUGGCCUACCUAUACAAAGAACUCCCAAUGCUAACUCUGCCUCACGGCCACCUGAAGUCAUCAAACAUUCUUGUCGACGCAACAUAUGAACCCCUUCUAGCUGAUUAUGCACUAGCACCUGUGAUCAACAAGGACCAUGCCAAAGAAUUCAUGGUGGCCUACAAGUCUCCUGAAUCCACGCAAAACGACAUGGUAACAAGGAAAACCGACGUAUGGAGCCUAGGGAUACUAAUACUAGAGCUGCUGACAGGCCGGUUCCCGGCUAACUAUCUGAAGCAAGGCAGAGGGCCUAGUGCUGAUUUGGCUAGUUGGGUUAACUCUGUUGUGAGGGAAGAAUGGACCGGUGAGGUGUUCGACAAGGACGUAAGCCUAGCACGCAACGGGGAAGGCCAGAUGCUGAGGCUGCUCAAGAUUGGGAUGUGUUGCUGUGAGUGGAAUGUGGAGAAGAGGUGGGGAUUUAGAGAGGCAGUUGAGAAGAUUGAAGAGUUGAAAGAGAGGGAUAGUGAUGAUGACUACUCUUCUUAUGCAAGUGAGGGGGAUUUGUACUCCUCCAGAGCAAUGACUGAUGAUGAUUUCUCAUUCUCUAAAGCAUGAAAAUUUUUGGGAAAAUGGUGGCAACAAUUUAGUCCACAUGGUUUACUUCUGCACUAGUUGAUCAGGUAGACAUGUUGUUUAUUGCAAAUUCUUGAUAAUUACAUCCACGCUCCUUGAUAUUUGUGCAUAUUAUGAAUAAAAUCCAUCAUUUUUAGAAAAUUAUACCAACACCCCAAUAGUCAUGUUUUCCAAAUUGUAGAUUCAUUCUUGACUGUGGUAUUCAGAGAGGAAUCUGUAAUGUGAAACAUGAAUGAAAAGGGUGUGGUGCUAUUUUUAAAAAUUGAGGGAUUUUUUAAGUAAUAUAUCUAAACUUCAAGGGUAUAAGUAUAAUUAUCAAAAAGUUCUAAUUUGUUAUUCUUUUAUAAAGUUUAUAUAGACAGUUUGUUUAUGAGCUGAGGACAAUGG
Molecule: messenger RNA, 2579 nt
Organism: Sesamum indicum (sesame)
Lineage: Eukaryota; Viridiplantae; Streptophyta; Magnoliopsida; Lamiales; Pedaliaceae
Product: pollen receptor-like kinase 4
Biological process (GO): protein phosphorylation
Molecular function (GO): protein binding; protein kinase activity; ATP binding
Source: RefSeq, a predicted model, not a curated record